AGCUUAUGUUCAGAUUUCACAGCUGCGAUGAACCAGAGGAGGAUGUGGAAACCGACGUUUAACGGUCCUUUGUCGGCUUUUUAAGUACACGAAACGACUUUUAUAGGUAGAUGAAGAGCGAGUCACAGCCGACGAUAUGAUUUCAGCGGCGUACUUGUGGUUUUUCUUGAUAAUUGCGUCGGUCGGAGCAGCUAAGACUGGAGGGGACGAUGAGUGGGUUCAUCUUCCGAACAAAUGUGAAGUGUGUAAGUUUGUCAGCAUCGAGAUGAAGUCGGCGUUCGACGAGACGGGGAAGACCAAGGAAGUCAUCGACACGAACUAUGGCUUCAUAGACAGCAAGGGGACGGCGCCAAUCAAAUAUGUCAAGUCAGACCUCAGAUUCAUCGAGGUUGUAGAAAAUGUGUGUCAGAGGCUGUUAGAGUACAAUCUGCACAAAGAGAGAACUGGUAGUAACCGCUUUGCCAAGGGCAUGUCGGAGACCUUCUCCACCCUUCAUGGUUUGGUGAAUAAAGGAGUGAAUGUGGUGAUGGAUAUUCCCUACGAGCUGUGGAACGAGACGUCAGCAGAAGUGGCCGACCUUAAAAAACAGUGUGAUGUGUUGAUAGAGCAGUACGAGGAGGUGAUUGAGGACUGGUACAAAGGAAGUCAGGAGGAAGACCUGACCACUUAUUUGUGUGAGAAACACGUCCUCAAAGGACAGGACAAAGCCUGCCUGAGCGAGGAUUGGACCAAGAGGAAGAAGGGAGACCAGGCGGCCAUUGCGGAGGACAAGAAGAAGAAGAAGAAGACAAAGAAGACUGGAGUGAAGAAGGGAAAGGGCAAGAGUGAGGAGGGAGAAGUGCGAGGGGACGGCAGCUCCGAGGGAGAGAAGGCGACCAAGAAGAAGAAGGAGAAGAAGGUGAAGAAGAAGAAAAAGAGCAAGGCCCCGGUGGAGAAGAUGGACGGAGGGAUGACGUCGGACGAGGAGGUCCAGCCACAGAUGCCUCUGUCCGGGCAGAAGAUGGAGCUGUGAGCCCUGGUUCCUGUCUGGACCUGGAUGAGCCCUCCUUAAUGAAAGUAAACUCUUAGUAAACGCAGUCUGCAGCUUCUUUAAACGUCUUCAACUGUUGUCAACACUGAGGCUCAAAUCCGUGCAUUUCCUGAUCAGAUCUCGUACUGGUACACGGUUUUUAAUAUUCGUCGCAUUUGUAAAUGGCCAUGGGUUUUUGAAAAUUAAGAUUCAUCUUGGUGGAACUUGCAGGCACCCUUAAUAACUUUAAUCUUCGCUUCAGAGUUAAUACCAGUUUAUAUUACAGCUUGGGUGUUAUUUUCAUACCCUUCGUUUAUAUUGGUUAUGUUGCGUUAUAAUUGCUGAGAUCUGGGAGCAUGUUGACCUCACAGAAAUUAAAUUCACAGGGCAAGAAACACGACAAUCUGACUGCUCGUUAACAGCGCUACACAGAUGUUUUUUUUAUUUAUUAGAAUCAAUUAAAAAAAUAAACAGAACAGUUGUGCAGGAAGGAUAUGCCUAUAAUUCAGUCAACAAAACUAAUCGGCAACAAUGUGGAUUAAUCAUUUAAGAUGUUUGUUCUGUUGCCAAAUGUGAUGCGUUGCUGUAUUUCUCUGGUUUAAAUGACAAAACUUGCGAAGGGAAUUUUUUAAUUUUUUUUUUUUUGCCAUUUUAUCAACAAAAAUCCAUCAAUUAAUCCAAAAGUAAUUAAAUGCAUCAUUAGUUGCAGCAACGCAAACACUGGAACCUGUGUACUUCAAUGAUUUUGAACUUGACCGUCAGAGCUCCAGAUCUAAAAGGAUGUUUAGUUUUCUUUCCUACUCUCUCCGUUGAAUGUAGAUGUAGAUUUGCAGUGGGAUUUAUGCUGUGUCUCCUCAUAAUGUGAAUUUUCUGUUUUUAUAAAAAAAAUCUUGUAUUUACUUAUAUAUUCCAUCUGAAAACUGGGACUUUACGAUCUUCGGAUUGUGUUUCCUGAGAAGGGUAACUUAUCCGUCAGCACUCUACCUGUAUAUAAACCAUUCAUUGAUCAUGAUACAGAAUUGCAUUUCUUUUUUUAAUUUUUUUUUUUAUAUUUCCGUAUUUCACACUGUUUUAUAUCAGUAGAGGAAAGUGACAACCAGAUCUGACCUUUGUAACCAUCUCAAGUAAUGCAGGCCAGAUUAUUAUUUAAUAUCCUUAAAGUCUCAGAUUCGUUGAAAUUCCCCUUUAAUGAGUAAAUACAACAUGAGGUACUUUUUUUUUUUUUUUUUUUCCUAAAUGUCAGUGAUAUGUGUUUCUUUAAUUUGUCAUUUAUUGUUUUGUUGCUUCUUGUGUGUGCUGUACAAAAGCUGCUAUUUAAGAGUGUGUCUCUGUGUGUGUUUGUUGAUUCCCAAGAUGAAGGGGGGAGGUGUGUGUGUGUGGGCGUGUGUUUGCGCGUGUGUGGGCGUCUGUGUGUGGGCGUGUGCGUGCGCGUGCAGAUUUUUAUUCUGUAUUAAAAUGCUGACUGUGUUGUAUUGGAGUUGCUUUUACCAUGAGCAAGCACAUGAGUGGAUCAAUAAACACAGGUUUGAAAACUCUGUAAA
Molecule: messenger RNA, 2550 nt
Organism: Micropterus salmoides (largemouth bass)
Lineage: Eukaryota; Metazoa; Chordata; Actinopteri; Centrarchiformes; Centrarchidae
Gene: cnpy3
Product: canopy FGF signaling regulator 3
Exons: 6
Coding region: 137-1012 (291 amino acids)
Cellular component (GO): endomembrane system
Molecular function (GO): signaling receptor binding
Source: RefSeq, a predicted model, not a curated record